CCCUCGCGCUUAAAAAAACGAACCCGAACCUGAUGACGUCGAACAGGAACAAGAGGUUGGGGGGGGCUGACUCAGUGAAGAAAAGAAAUGGCGAUGCUUGGAGGGUUUAGUGCAGCACAGCACAAGAAAAACGUCUCUGACGGGAGCAACGACGUGUCAGAAUUCGUCUGUCCAGUUUGUCUCGAAAUCUUCGAGAGUCCAGUAAAAACAGAAUGCGGCCAUACGUUCUGCCAGAGUUGUUUGCAGGAGUGCUUGCGUCCACAGAAACCCGUUUGUGCUGUAUGUCGGGCAGGGCUGGGCCACUGGACUAGGGCUGCUGAGCUUGAGGGCAUCAUUAAAUCAUCCGUGGCUGCUUGCAAGGGAUGUGGAGCACAGGUUGGCCUUUCUCAGAUGAGAAGCCACACAGCUGCCUGCUCAAAAUACCAGGAGUACAUUGAGGAGGGAGUGAGAACCACCGCCCAGAGUCAGGCUGCCAUCAUCAGUCCAGUACCAAAUCGCUUCACAUUCACCUGUCCAUACUGCAACUGCCAGAACCUUGCUCAGGAUGGCCUGGUCGAACAUUGCACUUCGCAGCAUGCUCGUGAUACAAGACAAGUGGUGUGUCCCAUCUGUGCCUCAAUGCCCUGGGGAGACCCCAACUACAGGAGUGCUGACUUUUUCCAGCACCUGAAGAUCAGACACACAUUCUCCUAUGAUACUUUUGUUGAUUACUCCACAGAUGAGCACACAAUGAUCCAGGAGGCUCUACAGCGCUCCCUUUCGGACAACUGAAGUGUGAAGAACAAUGCACCAGAGGAGGAAUCCAGUGAAGGGAAGAUGGUGAUGUGAAGUCUUUAGAAGACAUAACAACACACUGUAACAUCAUUCAUCUAUCACGAUGAUGGUGGUACUGUAUUACUAUGAGUAAUCAGUUCCACAGGUAAAUUGGUAUGUUAUUAUGGAUCUUUAGGUUUAUUAUUCAGAAAAUAAAUCCUGCAAUAUGGUUAAAAAAACAUAUUGUACUGUAUGAUUUAGGAGUGAUAAUGUGUUUCUGGUGUGAUAAACUCUUAUCUUACCCCCCAGUUGAGUCUGUAGACUUAAUAGUUUGUUGAAUAUAUCUACUAAACUAUGUUUGUUAAAGCUGUUUGUUCAUUGAUGACAAAGUGUCAUAUAGCCAAAAACUUCCAAAGUUGUAAUAAAAUGUCCCUGUUGUCAAUACUUGAUGUUAUAAGAGGGUUUGACCACUAGGUGGCUAACUAUUGCCAGCAAAUAUAGAUUUCACUCAGUGAGGUGGUUGAGUAAUGUUAUCAAUAAUAUAUAAUAAUCUACUCGAGUGACACUGCAUGUUUACUCUUAAAAGUGGAGGGGGGUGUUAUUUUUGAGUUCAUUAGCAGAUGGAGGCCCUGUCUUUUUUAUGCUGUUUCUGGCUGAAGUGUGUGUUUGUGCGAGAGAGUGUACGUUCAUCCUGUGUUCAGAGAUCUACUGGAAAUAAUAAAUAAUAUGAGGGUCAAACAAAGCCAGAGGUUGGCUGUUUGCUUUAUUGUAAUGUUUCUCCCUUAUGUCUUUGUGCCUGCUGGUAGAUCUUGUUUCUGACUUCCAAAACUCAUAGGGCUAAUAGUUCAUCCGGUGAACCAAAAGAUGUAAGUAGGAGACCUUCAGUGUGUGAUAAUCAUUUAGUUCUGUGAUUUUCAUUUGGGUGACAAUUUAUUUGCAUGUUAAUAGCCAUAGGGGGGCAGUAGAGUUCUAUCGUUCUCUGGCCAUCCAUGACAGCCACUGGCCCUCACCAGCCUCGUGGUUCUGUUGCAAGACAUAAUUCAACACAGAUUUAAUUCUAUAAAUGUGCUUUUCUCAAUGUUUUGCUCUGUUUUGAUGCACUGAUCUUUAGACAAUUUAGUGGGGAUAUUUGUUAUAGUUUUAACUACCCCUAACUUUGCUUUUAGACAGUUAAUGAUGGGACAUGUAACUUACUGUGUUUUUUUUCCAUGCCCAGAGUCAUCACAAAAAAACUUCACUGGAUUUCGUAGUUCUAAAAAUCCCUGGCAACAGCUCUGGGGGGGGGGAAGAAAAGAAAAUCAACAUGGUUAUUAUUUGUAUGCCUCUAAAAUUAACAGCAGGUGAAGUGAAAAGAAAAUUUAGUUUGGAUGUUUUUCAUUUUAAUUCUUAAAAUGUGCAUUGUGUCUCUCUUUUAUAUCAGUGUUGUUUUCCAAUGACUUGUAAUGCUCACAGAUCAACUAUAUACAUUGGUGCAAAUCUUCACACAUGGUUGCAUUGUAUUGUCUUCUACCAACAGGUAAAUAAAACUUAAUACACCCAGAUCAAGUAGCUCUAGACCAGAACCUUAAUGCCUUUUCACGUUGUCUUUGGUGCCACUUAGCCCUUGAUAUUCGUUUUUCUCCCCAGUAAAAUGUGUAAUAAUUUGAUGUGUUUCUCAUGUAUAAUUACCUUUUUUCUCUCUCAAUAUAUCUCUCACUCUUUUGUCAGCCUUACUGUUCGGGGGUGCUAAAUCCUGAUAAAUUAAAGCUCUUUAAUUAUUUAAACCCUG
Molecule: messenger RNA, 2521 nt
Organism: Etheostoma spectabile (orangethroat darter)
Lineage: Eukaryota; Metazoa; Chordata; Actinopteri; Perciformes; Percidae
Gene: rnf114
Product: ring finger protein 114
Exons: 6
Coding region: 88-771 (227 amino acids)
Biological process (GO): protein polyubiquitination; ubiquitin-dependent protein catabolic process
Molecular function (GO): ubiquitin protein ligase activity
Source: RefSeq, a predicted model, not a curated record